AAGGUCACAGUCAGUUACUCCCGUUAGAGCAGUGUUCGCCUGAACAUCUGCAGGCACACACACACUCUCUCUCUCUCUCUCUUUACUGUCCGCCUUCUGCCUGCCACGGCCAGAGUGGGCAGUCAGUGAAUCUUCCCCAAGUCCCGCUGACAUUUAAUACCUGGUUUAGCGGCAAAGACUCAGAGGGGGGUGAAGCGGCCCCUCUGGCAUUCAGAUAAAAGAACUAUCCACAAUCAGAAAAUAUGUCACUUCAGAUGGUUACAGUCAGUAAUAACAUAGCCUUAAUUCAACCAGGCUUCUCACUAAUGAAUUUUGAUGGACAAGUUUUCUUCUUCGGCCAAAAAGGCUGGCCCAAGAGGUCCUGCCCCACUGGAGUUUUCCAUUUUGAUGUAAAACAUAACAAUCUCAAAUUGAAGCCUGCAGUUUUCUCUAAGGAUUCCUGCUACCUUCCUCCUCUUCGCUACCCAGCCACUUGCACAUUCAAAGGAGGCUUAGAGUCUGAAAGGCAACAAUACAUUAUCCACGGAGGGAAAACACCAAACAAUGAGCUUUCAGAUAAGAUGUAUGUUAUGUCUGUUGUGUGCAAGAACAACAAAAAAGUUACUUUUCGCUGCACUGAGAAAGACUUGGUAGGAGAUGUUCCUGAAGCCAGAUAUGGUCAUUCCAUUGAUGUGGUAUAUAGUCGAGGGAAGAGCAUGGGUGUUGUCUUUGGAGGGCGGUCAUACAUACCUUCUGCCCAGAGAACCACAGAAAAAUGGAAUACUGUAGCAGACUGCCUGCCCCAUGUUUUCUUGGUGGAUUUUGAAUUUGGGUGCUCUACAUCAUACAUUCUUCCAGAACUUCAGGAUGGGCUAUCUUUCCAUGUCUCCAUUGCCAGAAAUGAUACCAUUUAUAUUUUGGGAGGACAUUCACUUGCCAAUAACAUCCGCCCUGCCAACCUCUACAGAAUAAGGGUUGAUCUCCCCCUGGGGAGCCCAGCUGUGAAUUGCACAGUUUUGCCAGGAGGAAUCUCUGUCUCUAGUGCAAUCCUGACUCAGACAAACAAUGAUGAAUUUGUUAUUGUGGGUGGCUAUCAGCUUGAAAAUCAGAAAAGAAUGGUCUGCAACAUCAUCUCUUUUGAAGACAACAAGAUAGAGAUUCGAGAGAUGGAGACCCCAGAUUGGACCCCAGAUAUUAAGCACAGCAAGAUAUGGUUUGGAAGCAACAUGGGCAAUGGAACUGUUUUCCUUGGCAUACCAGGAGACAAUAAACAAGCUGUUUCAGAAACAUACUAUUUCUACAUGUUGAAAUGUGCAGAAGACGAUGUGAACGAAGAUCAGAAAACAUUCACCAAUAGUCAGACAUCAACAGAAGACCCAGGGGACUCCACGCCCUUCGAAGACUCAGAAGAAUUUUGUUUCAGUGCAGAAGCAAAUAGUUUCAAUGGUGACGAUGAAUUUGACACCUAUAAUGAAGAUGAUGAGGAAGAUGAAUCUGUAACUGGCUACUGGAUUACAUGCUGCUCUACUUGUGAUGUGGAUAUCAACACUUGGGUACCAUUUUAUUCAACUGAGCUAAACAAGCCUGCCAUGAUCUAUUGCUCUCAUGGAGAUGGGCACUGGGUCCAUGCCCAGUGCAUGGAUCUGGCGGAACGCACACUCAUCCAGCUGUCGGAAGGAAGCAACAAGUAUUACUGCAAUGAGCAUGUGAAGAUAGCAAGAGCAUUGCAAACCCCAAAACAAGCUCUCCCCUUAAAAAGGCCUCCACUGAAAUCCCUCCACAAAAAGGGUUCUGGGAAAAUUCUUACUCCUGCCAAGAAAUCCUUUCUUAGAAGGUUGUUUGAUUAGUUUCACAAAAACCUUCCAGAUUCAAGUACAUCAAGUUUUUAAACCAAUUAUAAGAAUCAUAGCAAUGAUAAAAUUAUAUUCAUCCUUUCAUUUAUUGAAAAUGUCUGCAUUUGCUUUUAGUUAGAUGAAAUUUGGUACCAGUAAAAAGUACUUAUAAUACAGUACUAAGCAACUGAAAAUAUUUUACUCAAAGAUAUCUUAAAUGAAUAUUUCUGAUCUGAAUUUCUUCAUUCAAAGAAUCUUAAAUGCAGAAUUAGUAAUAAUAAGAUAGAUAGAUAGAUAGAUAGACUCCAUUGGCAUGAAUAAAUAGAAAAGGAAUAAUCAUCAAGUUAGUUAAAUUUUUAUCAAGUAUCUGCAUGAACUUUCUUUGAAGGAUCCCUCAUCAUAUGGUAUACAAAUGAUAAACCAAAGCCAGUCACUUGAACUGAUUCUUGGAGAGAGUCAGUUCACUGAUGCUUAGUACUCUGAAAAAAAAAAGAAAAUGAGUUAGAGUACACUAAAAAAAUUAGGGGGUGGGGGAUAAAUCUCACAGAGAAGGAUAGUAUUGUUUAUUUCCCCCAAAAAUAAAAAGUUUAAAGGAUUUCCUAUAGUUAACAGGUAGAAGACUUCAAACAAAGGGAAAUAAUUUGUGUAUAUGUCUAGUUAAUAUGAGGAGUUUGCUGCCAGUGAAACUGUAAAAUCAGUGAGCUUGUUAAGGUUCAAUAAAAUACUUUCUAGAAUGCAAGUUAAAAGGACUGUUAAUUUUGAGGCUAAGAGACAUCAAUCGAUAAUUAGAUGACCUUUGGAACAAAUAUCUUCCCCCCCCCCAAAGUAUUUUUCUGGAAAGGAGUUUUACCUUAACCUAAGAGCCUAAGCCAUAGACUCUUGUCAUCAGUCUUCAUUGAGAGUCCACAAUGUAAGUUACUAUUGCAAAUUUUUGAAAAAUAUGAACCAUACAAAAGA
Myotis brandtii (Brandt's bat) is the source of this 2768-nucleotide messenger RNA. RefSeq names its product recombination activating gene 2 (gene RAG2). The record is from RefSeq and is a predicted model, not a curated record. The transcript has 2 exons. The coding region runs from base 243 to 1826 and encodes 527 amino acids. Gene Ontology annotation, cellular component: DNA recombinase complex; nucleus. Gene Ontology annotation, molecular function: sequence-specific DNA binding; protein binding. Gene Ontology annotation, biological process: V(D)J recombination. Lineage: Eukaryota; Metazoa; Chordata; Mammalia; Chiroptera; Vespertilionidae.